Peronospora matthiolae is the source of this 2109-nucleotide messenger RNA. Lineage: Eukaryota; Oomycota; Peronosporomycetes; Peronosporales; Peronosporaceae. The record is from the annotation of a GenBank genome assembly.
AUGGAGCAGGAGAUAUUACUACGCAUGCGUACAGGUACCUCAACGACAAAAGGAGCUGAAAAUAAGUCCAUGCUUCGUCACGAAAACGCGUCGCUGGUUACCCAUUUGCUGCCAUCAAGAAGGCGCAUGUGGCUGGCUUACCUGCUCUUGGUGGGCAGUGUACUGUAUUGGGUGCUUAUUCUAAUCUGGUCCGCGCGAUCCCUGAACGCGGUAUCCAGUGACACGGUCUUGGCACAGUCGAGGAAGGAGCCGUCGAAGCGCGAUCGUCGUGUUAGUGUGGUUGCUGCUCCUGAGGGCGCAGUUGUGGAACUCGCGAACGAGCAGACGCAAGAGACGCUACAGAAGCAGGCUUCGUACAAGGAUAAUCGUAUUUCGACGCAAGCAGAACUCAACGAAUCGAUAGAGUUGUCUCAUGUGCGAGGAACUGUUCGGGUGACGCAAAAUGCUGCUGCGGCCGAGAUCGAGACGAAAGGGUUAACAAGCUUUGACCGUGCAUUGACUAGGGAUCCGCUAAUGACCCGGAAGGCACGAUCACAGAAAGCAGAAGAUGACGUUCAAGAUUUGCAUUUGCCGUCAAUAGAUGAGACAACACCCCGAAAUCUUACGUGCUUGGGCUGGAUAGCUACUGACGAGUGUAGUCCGUUUGGUCCGCGCAAGCCUGAUAAGGACCUUGGCUGCAGUAGCAAGAUUCCGUUCGGCAGCUCAGGAUAUUGUCAAGUAAUCGACACAGAAACAGGCGAACGGUUUCGAGUCAUGCGAAGCUAUUGUAGUAGCGCUGCAUGGGACGUGAAGGUUAGCUGCUCCGCUGCUGCUCACUUUACCAACUUUCACCGCGAGGCUCGUAAAGCGAUCAAAACUGUGCGUUUGCCGGGAUCUAGAAUACCAAAUGUACCAGAAAACCUCAAUGGGAGGCAAGGGCAGCGUGAUGGAAUUGUGAUGGUCGUGUAUCCAAGGUUGGUACCUAGUGCGUACGCAACGAUCAGGACAUUGCGAGAGGUGCAGCAGUGUCAACUGCCAAUCGAAAUAUGGUAUCUUGAUACCGAAUUUGAAAAAGCAUCGGAUGCGAUGAAACCACUGCAAGCAUUGGCAGCGAACGAUAACACGCCAGUCAUUACUUUUCGUAAGAUCUUGGAUCAGCGUGCAUCUGGCUUCAGUGCGAAGGUAUUUGCAAUUUACCACAGUCACUUUGAGCGUAUUUUGUUUCUGGAUGCAGACAACGUGCCUUCGAAAAACCCCAAUUUUCUGUUUAGUUCACCGGAGUUUGUGGAGACCGGAGCUGUGUUCUGGCCGGAUUUUUGGCACCCUGGACAUACCAUCUUCAAUAUUAACAACCAGUCGCUUUUGUGGGAAUUUCUUGACAUGCCUUUCGUUGACAUGUUUGAGCAAGAGAGUGGCCAAAUUUUGAUUGAUCGCCGACGUCAUGCAGAAGCACUGGAGCUUGUUAAGUUUUACACCUUCCACCGGCCGUCGUGUUUCGUCCAGAUGAAACUCGUUUACGGAGACAAAGAUCUCUUUCGUCUCGCGUGGCUAAAGCUUGCCGCUCCGUUUCAUAUGAUUAAUACGCCGCCGGCGAUAGCAGGAAAAAUCAUGAACGGGAGUUUCUGCGGCUUGACCAUGGUGCAACACGAUGCCCAAGGUGACGUGCUCUUCCUGCACCGCAACUCGCAUAAGCUUAUGGGAGAGCCUCUCCGAGAACAACUUAGCUACAAGUCUCGAGCAAUUGCGUGGUCAAAAAAGAAGAUUGAGGUUCGGCAGAAGUUUCGACAAGAGGGCAAACCGAUUCCAAGUUGGUCGGAGCUGAAGCCAAUUGUUCAGGCGGACGAACUUCCAGCACCGACAUUGGAAGCUCCCGAGCCUGACGGACUCCCAGAUUCAGUCGUGUGGACACACCUACUGUCGUUCAACAGUAGUUUUAAGCGGGAGAAAUACUAUGUGAAGACAUAUUUUGCCUACCCGGAUUUUCCUCGAUCGCAGAACUGCUACGGCCAGCGUAAUGUGAGCAUGGCCGAACACUUUUACGCACAAAACAUGGCUAAUCUGCCAUUUGCCGGGCUUGAGAUGAAUUUGCGUCGCUUCGCUGCAGAGGCGAUGAAGAUUAAGCAGACGUAG